This is a messenger RNA of Salvia miltiorrhiza (redroot sage), 1483 nucleotides long. Its product is annotated as E3 ubiquitin-protein ligase RDUF2-like. The transcript has a single exon. Lineage: Eukaryota; Viridiplantae; Streptophyta; Magnoliopsida; Lamiales; Lamiaceae. Gene Ontology annotation, cellular component: cytoplasm. Gene Ontology annotation, biological process: protein ubiquitination. The record is from RefSeq and is a predicted model, not a curated record. Bases 296 to 1336 code for a protein of 346 amino acids. Gene Ontology annotation, molecular function: ubiquitin protein ligase activity.
AAUAGAGUAAUUGUACAUUUGAUUUAGUAAGUAAUGUAGGACUUUGACAUAUCUAAAAAUUUGAAGGAAGGAGGAUAACGGGCGUUAGCAGACGCGUUUUUAUUCAUGGGUAUUACAUACAUAACACAUUCAAUUCUUAUUUUUGGACAUAACGUGUAAUAUUUCUCUAAUGUCCUCUCUUUCAUCAGUUUCUCUCUGUCUUCACAGCUCACACUCAACAAUCAUUUACGUAUAAAAAUAUAUACAUUCACCAACAACCGCACUCUGCAAAAUCAACUAUCUCUCUCCUCUGCCCAUGGAUUCGCCUCCGCCUUCGCCGUCCUUCUGGUGCUACCAGUGCACCAGGAUCGUCUCCGUCGUGUCUGAAGAAGCCGUCGUCUGCCCGCACUGCCGCGGCGGAUUCAUCCAAUCGGUGGACCCCACCGAUUUCUCGCCCGAGCAUCCCCGCCGAUUCGCGUCCCCUCGCCAACGCCGCCGCCGCAACGGCACCUCGUUCAAUCCGCUCAUAGUCCUCCGGAACAGCUCGGAGGAGUCGUCGGAGUCCCCUCCCGGCGGGGGGCGGCGGAGCUACGAGCUCUAUUACGACGACGGGUCGGGGACGGGGAUCCGGCCGCUGCCGUCAUCCAUGUCGGAGUCGCUGCUCGGAUCCGGAUUCGAGGUGAUGCUCGACCGCCUCUCGCAGAUCGGGUUCAGCCUGUGGGCCCGGCCAGAGAAUCCGCCGGCGAGCAAGCAGGCCGUGGCAUCGCUGCCGGCGGUGCAGAUCCAGGCGUGCCACGUGGACGCCGACGCGCACUGCGCCGUGUGCACGGAUCCCUUCGCCCUCGGAUCCGAGGCCCGCGAGAUGCCCUGCAAGCACAUCUACCACGCCGACUGCAUAUUCCCGUGGCUCAACCUCCACAAUUCGUGCCCGGUCUGCCGCCACGAGCUGCCGGUCGAUGAGCCGGACGGCGUUUCCGGUCAGUCGGGGGCGGUGGGGCUCUCGAUCUGGCGCUUGCCCGGCGGCGGCUUCGCGGUGGGGAGAUUCGUUGGGGGAGGGGAGGGGGAGAUGCCGGCGGUGUAUUCGGAAGUGGAAGGGAGUCUCAGCCUCACCGGCGGCGCGCCGAGGGGAAUUGAGUGGGGGCCCUGGGUGCGGCGGCGGAGGGGCGGUGUUUUCCGGCGUUUUUUCGGUAAUUUGGGAUCGAUUUUUCGGAGGGGACGGUCAGGUUCGGCAGACGGAGCUCCGUUAAGGAGGAGUGCGAGUCUUCGGGAUUCCGAAUCGGGUUCGGGUGAAUCGGUUUUCAGUAGGUACGUGUUGAGGAGGGAUAGGAGCACAAAUUCGAUACCCAUUGAGCAAUAGCAUGGGAUGGGAGGGCAAAAUCGUCAAUUAACUACUGUUCAAUUUUCAUUUCUCUUUUCUUUAGUCAGUUUUGUUAGUCACCCAAUAUUGUAAAGUCAUGUAAAACAGAAAAUUCUUUAAAAUCUUAACUAAGCUCCAUUACUUGUA